AUGCGUACACAAUGGACGAUGUUCGUCAUCAUACAAAAUUUACAUAGACAUUGCGAAAAGUGCAGUGUUUUUGAGAGAUUCCAGCUUUAUAAUGUUUCGUACGUGCCCGUCAUGAUUUUAAUGGCUCCCGCUGCUGUUUGCAUUUCUGCUUUUGAGCGAGCAAACACGUUUAACUUUCCUGAGGUUCAACAGAAGAACAUAUUUUCUGUUACAAUAUUCUAUGAAUUAUUAAUGUGA
Clunio marinus is the source of this 237-nucleotide messenger RNA. The record is from the annotation of a GenBank genome assembly. Lineage: Eukaryota; Metazoa; Arthropoda; Insecta; Diptera; Chironomidae.